AUGAAAAAAACUCUUUUUCACCAUUUCAUUAGAUCCAAGGAACAACAAGUUAACAAUGUACGCCUCCAUCCAGAAAUUAUUGAGAUAAGAGAAGAUUGGCCGGUGCAGACAGUACUACCGCAAAACGACGUGGAUGGUAGUAACGGUGAUGCACUCCAUUUGGACGGGCGAUUAGUCAAUAAUCAUAUGUUGCCGUAUAUGAAAGGGAGUGACAGAAUAGAAUUAAUGGAUGAUUCUAAUGGAUUGAGAGAAAAUAUGGUUUUGAAGUCUUUAAGUGGUUCAACGUAUGCUUUAAAGAAAAACCGGAUAUCUGGCUUUGUUCGACGUCGUUCUUUAAAAGCCGGUGAGAAGAUCGGUAUCCGAUGGGAUAACAACUACGGCUGCUUCGUUCUCAAUGUCUUAAGUCGAUAUUAA
Molecule: messenger RNA, 414 nt
Organism: Papaver somniferum (opium poppy)
Lineage: Eukaryota; Viridiplantae; Streptophyta; Magnoliopsida; Ranunculales; Papaveraceae
Product: B3 domain-containing protein At5g26805-like
Exons: 1
Coding region: 1-414 (137 amino acids)
Source: RefSeq, a predicted model, not a curated record